Molecule: messenger RNA, 601 nt
Organism: Sphaerodactylus townsendi
Lineage: Eukaryota; Metazoa; Chordata; Lepidosauria; Squamata; Sphaerodactylidae
Product: tubulin polymerization-promoting protein family member 2-like
Exons: 3
Coding region: 4-510 (168 amino acids)
Biological process (GO): microtubule bundle formation; positive regulation of protein polymerization; microtubule polymerization
Cellular component (GO): microtubule
Molecular function (GO): tubulin binding
Source: RefSeq, a predicted model, not a curated record
AGGAUGUCAGAGCUGGAAAAGGCCUUCCGUAAAUUUGCCACGUAUGGAGACACAGCUGCCAGCGGCAAUGACAUGACAGGCAAGAACUUCUCCAAGAUGUUGAAGGAGUGCGGGGUGAUGGACGGGAAGGGCGUCACCAGCACUGACGUGGACAUCGUCUUCAACAAAGUCAAGAACAAGGGUGCCCGUAACAUCACAUUUCCAGAGUUCCAGGAAGCCAUAAAGGAGUUGAGCGCCAAACGCUUCAAGGGGAAGUCUCCAGAGGAGGCUCUGCAGGCAACACACCAGCUGAUGGAAGGCAAGGAGCCGGGCAACGUGGGAGCGACGAAAACGGUCGCGGCUGGGGCCGUGGACAGGCUCACAGACACCAGCAAGUACACCGGCUCUCACAAGGAACGUUUCGAUGAAAGUGGGAAAGGCAAAGGGAUGGCUGGCCGUGCAGACUUGGCUCAGAACACCGGCUAUGUUGGAAACUACAAGGGGUCCGGCACCUACGACAAGACCCACUAGCUGUGGGGUGCAGUCCCGCAGUGCAUUCUGGGAAGACUGACUGCGCCUUCUGUCCUAGAAGGGGAGGCAAUAAACAACUACUGCUCUGAUA